This is a messenger RNA of Apus apus (common swift), 1110 nucleotides long. RefSeq names its product nuclear receptor subfamily 0 group B member 1 (gene NR0B1). Gene Ontology annotation, cellular component: cytoplasm; nucleus. Gene Ontology annotation, molecular function: transcription factor binding; transcription corepressor activity. The transcript is spliced from 2 exons. The record is from RefSeq and is a predicted model, not a curated record. NCBI's taxonomy places the organism in Eukaryota, Metazoa, Chordata, Aves, Apodiformes, Apodidae. Gene Ontology annotation, biological process: negative regulation of transcription by RNA polymerase II. Bases 21 to 836 code for a protein of 271 amino acids.
GGUGCCGUGCCCGGGGUGCCAUGGCGUGCGCGGAGCGCUGCCGCUGCUGCGCGGGCGGCAGGCGGCACACCAGCAUCCUCUACAACAUCCUCCGGAGCGAGGAGCGGGCGUCGUCGCCGGCGGGGCAGGGGCUGAGGCGGCGGCAGGCGUCCCGCGGCUGCCCGUGCGGCUCACGGCGGCGGGUGGCCCUAAGGAGCCCGCAGGUGGCAUGCAAGGCGGCCUCGGCCGUGCUGGUGAAGACGCUGCGCUUCGUCCAGAACGUGCCCUGCUUCCAGGAGCUGCCUCUGGAGGAGCAGCUCCUGCUAGUCCGCAGCUGCUGGGCGCCCCUGCUGGUGCUGGGGCUGGCGCAGGACCGGGUGCACCUCGAGACGGUGGAGAGCGCGGAGCCCAGCAUGCUGCAGCGGAUCCUCACCACCCGGCGGCACGGCGAGCAGCCCCCGCCGCGGGGACACGGCCUCAGUGGCGGCGGCCCGCACCUGCCCUCGGCCGGCGGGAUUCAGGCUAUCAAGGGCUUCCUGGCCAAGUGCUGGAGCCUGGAUAUCAGCACCAAGGAGUACGCUUACCUCAAGGGAACGGUGCUUUUCAACCCGGAUCUACCUGGCCUGCAGUGUACGCAGUACAUUGAAGGACUGCAGAGGGAAGCACAACAAGCUUUAAAUGAACAUGUCAGACUUAUUCACAGAGGUGAUGAAGCCAGAUUUGCCAAGCUGAAUGUUGUUCUAUCCUUGUUAAGAUCUAUCAGUGCUAAUGUUAUUGCUGAAUUAUUCUUUAGGCCCAUCAUUGGAGCAGUGAACAUGGAUGACAUGCUUUUGGAAAUGCUUUGUGCAAAAUUAUAAAGGCAUGUAAAACAAUAAGUCCAGUUGAAAGGGAGCCCUGAAGCAGAAUAGUGUAAAGUACUGUAAAUAAACUAACUUAUUGUUUUUACAUAGAUAGUAUUUUUGUAUUCCGUAAUAAAAUAUUCUUCAAGUUCUGAAAUUUUUAGUAAACACUGUGGUUUUGGAAUAAGAUUACAGUUAUCAAAGCAAGCAGUUGUGAAGAAUGUUCAUAUCCAAAGUCAACAUUCUUUUACGAUGUCUCUAAAUAAAGAUCAUACUUACUAUAUUGUACUUU